Messenger RNA from Botrytis byssoidea, 873 nucleotides. RefSeq lists its product as uncharacterized. Gene Ontology annotation, molecular function: structural constituent of ribosome. Gene Ontology annotation, biological process: mitochondrial translational initiation; translation. Bases 1 to 873 code for a protein of 290 amino acids. Gene Ontology annotation, cellular component: mitochondrial small ribosomal subunit; ribosome. The record is from RefSeq and is a predicted model, not a curated record. The transcript has a single exon. NCBI's taxonomy places the organism in Eukaryota, Fungi, Ascomycota, Leotiomycetes, Helotiales, Sclerotiniaceae.
AUGGAGUUAAGACGUAUUGGAUCGGCCGCAUUUCGGUCGAGCACAAGAGAUGCACCACUCGCCCAACUAUUACAGUCUAGUAGGCAGAAUGUAAUUAGGACUCCCAUAGCUCAUCGGGCACUUUCUACAACUUCACGAGCAUACGCAUCAGAUUCAGAACCCACUACCCGAGCGCCUUUUACUCCAGGAACAUCUACAUCCUCGCCUUCACCUUCAAUCCGAGAAGCUUCUAAUGGCUCAACCACAUCCCCGCCCACUCCAAAAGAAGAUACCCUCGAAUCGCUAGGCACGCAAUCUAUCAGCCAGACCCUUAGUUGGAUAAAACCAGAGCACCGUAACGCUCCUUCGCACUUCAAAUCUUCCUCUGCCCAAUUAGAGAAGCGAACCAACACUCCUAGAACCUAUCAAUCGCCCGAAUUAAAAUCCUCCAGUCUUCUCAGCCGAUUGAGUAAUCCCACCAUUUCUAAUCCCUCGAGCAACUUGGCACGCUCCCCUGGAAUGUCUACACAAUUUGCAGGAAUGCAAGUUCCCAAUAAGAAGACUGGGGUGACAGGAAGUCAUGAGGAUUUCAUGCAUGAAGUUGCCUCAAUGGUAAACCCAAUUCAACCUCCUCGAACUGAAAUGCGUCUCUCGCCCCGAACUGGUCGAACGGUGGAUAUAAAGUCUAAUAUAGAUUUAUCGCGGGGUAUCCGAAUGUUGGAGGCCUCGUGUGCAUUGAACAAAGUACGCCAUGACCAAACACACCAGAGGUUUCACGAAAGAGGUGGUAUGAAAAGGAAGAGACUACGUCGACAAAGGUGGAGAAACAACUUUAUGGAGGGGUUCAAGGGCAUUGUGGGCAGAGUGAAGCAGUUAAAGAAUCAAGGGUGGUAA